AUGGGAUCUGAUGCUUGGCUGCAGCACAUCACAGACUUGCCCGAGUACGAUAUCUCAUUGCCGGACGCCGAAGACAACCUCCAACCGGGCGUCGUGGGCUCCGGCCAGAGCCACACGGCAUCCAGCCAAUCUGAAAAGAGCAUGACUUUCUCUGACGACAGCCUCGAUUCUUCAGAAUUCUUGCGUCACGAUCUCUCGUCGCAAGAACCGGAACCCGAGGCACGCGUCACUGUCACCAACCACAGUCACGCCCGGAGGCAAUGCAAUCCGCUUUCUCGUCCCAACAUGUGGAUCCGGAACCGCGUGUUACACGCAGCCGCCAAAGUCACGCAGCAGCUGGCCCCUCUACAGAGAUCACCUCCACGUCGCAAGAAGGACGACAUGGCCAGGCCCCAGAGCAUAACGGGAUGCAGCAGCGCGAUUCAAGCCUGCGCGCUCGCCACCAACGAGUCACAGGUGCGCGCGUUCCUUGCCCCACAUGUGGCAGGCAAUUCCAGAGCCCGUCCCACCUUGAAGCACACGAGAAGCGGCUCCACGACGAAAAUUUAA
This is a messenger RNA of Anthostomella pinea, 549 nucleotides long. The record is from the annotation of a GenBank genome assembly. Lineage: Eukaryota; Fungi; Ascomycota; Sordariomycetes; Xylariales; Xylariaceae.